CACGAAAGAGAGAAGGUAUGUGAAAUAGAAUUGUUAUAACGGUCUAAUUAUUUCGUUUUCGUAUGAAUAAAAAGAUAAAAAAACAUAUAAUAAUUACGUCUUUUAUUAAAAUAAAUCAAAUCUUACCAUAUUUUGUGUCGUUGAAUCAUCUUUCGUCGUAUGCGCAUGUGUGAGAUGUGUGUGCAUGUGUAAAUGUGUGUGCAAAACUAUUACGUCGCAAAGUUACGCCGGUAAUCGAACGAUAAUCUAUGCAAAUAACAAUCAAAACUAUAAAAUGAAUGUAAUAUAAGCAAAACUAUAUUAAAAUAAAAUAAUAAUUUGAAUCAAAUCUUGUUUUAAGGGUGCAUAAGAGAAAUUACCAGUAAUUUUAACUGCCAAAGACGAACAACAACGCAACACGACGAGAAAGGUGACGAUGUGGACAAUUCUACUGCUCGCACUCUCCACGUGGUCUUCGUCAUGGGGUCAGGUGAUCAACAGGGCGCCGCACUUCGUGCAAGGUGGAGACAUGGCCAGGUUGGCUGUGUCGGAGGGCACUCCACCCGGUGCCCCUGUUUACACUCUGAAAGGAGAAGAUCCGGAAGGCUCGAAGCUCCACUACUCGAUCAGCGGAGAAUACUUCACCGUGAAUCGGGACAGCGGUGUCGUUGUUCUGAGAAAGGCGUUAGACAGGGAGAGCCAGGACUUGAUCGAAGUCAUCAUCAGCAUAACGGACGAAGGGAUCGCGGGAUCAGAGCCCAACACGGUGUCCCUUCGAAGGGAGAUAGCAGUGCUGGACGAGAACGAUAAUCCACCGGUAUAUCACGGCAGACCUUAUGCGGCGAGGGUGCCAGAAAACGCACACGUGGGUGGUCUCCUAGUUCCUUCUGGCACGAUCACGAUCACGGAUCGCGAUGGUGGCGUAAACGCUGAUGUUCACGUGGAAUGCGUGUCCGCGUCCCGGGACGACGACGUUUGCGAUGUCUUCAACGUUUCUGCGGAAAAGUUGGCAGAGGGAAAAUACGACGUGCAAAUCAGCCUAGCCAAGUCUCUCGAUUACGAAAGGAGAAAUUCCUACUUGAUCAAUCUUCUGGCCGUAGACGGUGCCAGCGACGUCUCGAGGAGGUUACAAGCCAGAGCGACAGUAGCCGUGGACGUUCUCGAUGUUCAGGACCAGCCACCCGUGUUCCUGAACGCGCCGUACAGCGCGGCACUUCCGGAGAACACGCCGGCCGGUCACACGAUCCUGACGGUGAGGGCACGGGACGGUGACACGGGCGAGCCAAGAGGCCUGCUGUUGACGUUGGAGGACGAGGACUCGGGCCACUUCGAUCUCGACGUGUCGAAAGAGGGUGACGCGACCAUUGGCAAACUUGUUACCACGAACGUCUCCCUCGAUCGGGAGGAUCCUAGAAUAUUGCAAAACGGGGGUAUCUACACGUUCCAAGUGAAGGCGACGGAACUGAUCAACAACGAGAUCCCGGCCGACACCGCCACGUCGAUCGUGACGAUCGUGGUCACCGACGUGGACGAUUUGAUGCCCGUUUUCAACGAGAAGUUCUUCAAUAUUACAAUUUCGGAGGACAUUGGCAGGGACACGCCUUUGCGCUUGAACAUGAUAGCGAGCGACGGGGACGUCGGGGAGAACGCGAAAUACACGUUGGCUCUCAGAGACGUUUCGGAUUAUCCUGGAAUAAGCGGAGCUUUCGUUGUCGGUCCCGAGGAGGCACAGGGUCGAGUACCGGUUGUCGUCAAAGCGAAAAAUGUCAGCGUGCUGGAUUACGACGUGGAUGAUCCUGCCAGGAGGCAGCUGGAGUUCGAAGUUGUUGCACUGGUCGCGGACCAAGUGGUGGCUUCGAGCAGGGUUCACGUGCAAUUGAAAGACGCGAACGACCACAGCCCAGAGUUCUCCCAGUCGGUGUACAAAUUAUCUCUGCCGGAGGACGCAAAAAUAGGGACCCUAUUCGGGGACGUGUUUGCGAGAGAUUACGACAGCGGUUCCUUCGGCGAGUUGACGUACACGUUGCGGGGUUUCGGCGCCGAUAAAUUCGCGACCGAUCCAAAAAGUGGAGGGAUCUCGGUGUCCAAGGCGUUGGACUACGAGGCUCAGAAAUCGUAUUCGUUGACGAUGGAGGCGAGAGACGGGGGCGGAAGAGUGUCAGCGGUGAAUAUUUUGAUAGAAUUGGAGGAUGUCAACGACAAUAAGCCUACGUUCGAGCAGAAGGAAUACACGAGAACGGUUCGAGAAGGGGCGACGAGUUUCGAUCCUCAGAUGUUCGUCAGAGCGACGGAUGCUGACGGGCCGACACAAGGAAAUGGAAGAGUGACGUACUCCAUAAGUUCGCAUAACAGUAUGACGAACGAUGUUUUCAAGGUAAAUCGAGACAGCGGAGAAGUGACAAUGGCGAAAGCUGUGCGUUCAGACGACACGGAGAGAGGGAUCUACGAGUUGGCGAUUCGAGCUACGGAUGCUGGAACGCCGCCAUUGUUCUCCGAAACGAGACUGUCGGUGAGAGUGGGGGUACCUGGAAACCAGAAACCCAUCUUCCGUGGAAAUUACAAGUCUAAUUUACCAGGACCCAGCACUUAUCGAGCAAGGUUGCUGGAGAACGCCUCGCCUGGAACGGAAGUCAUUAGAGUCGUGGCGAACGACCCUGACGGGAGAGACAGCUUGUUACAGUACCACAUCGCUUCCGGCGCUAAGGAUAAUUUUGUUAUAGAUUCUAGUUCUGGCGUUAUUACGGUCUCGCCUGACGCCCGUUUGGAUCUGGAAAGCGGUGGAGAAAAAUACGAAGUGAUAGUUUACGCCAUAGAUUCGGGCACACCCGUUCGAGAAACUGCAACCACCACCGUCACGGUCAACAUGAUAGACGUGAACAACAAACCGCCGAUGUUCAACGAGUCGACGUAUCUCGUCUACGUGUCUGAAAGAGCGGCGAUAGGCGAGCCUGUAUUGAAGGUAGCGGCAACAGAUUCGGACUCGGAUGCUUAUCUGGAGUAUUCCAUAGUGGAGCCCAUAAGAGCCGUGGACAAGACUGGCGUGGCUCUCAAGAAUACAGCUCCUUACGAUUACAAGACUGCUUUUCGAAUAAACUCCACUACGGGUUUAAUAACUGUGAAUCGCGUGUUGGAUUAUCAAGUCGCCGCGGUGGUCAUUCUGACCGUUCAAGUGCAAGAUCUGAACGCCGUGGUCGACAAAGAGAGGCAGAUCACGAGGGUCGAGGUGACGAUAUACAUUCAAGCUUACAGCGAUGACAAUCCAACCUUCACCAAUCCCGGAUGGUCGCCUAACAACCCGACAAUCAGGAUUUCCGUGCCCGAAGAGCAACCCCUUGGAACCACUCUGCUGAUGCUGUCGGCGAAGGAACCCACCACCGGAUAUCCCGUGCAAAGAUUCGAGUUGGUGAGGGAAGACGACGAUGAAGGAUACGUGAACGUCGGUGUCCAGAGUGGAAACGUCGUUUUGAGCAAAAGAUUGGACUACGAAGCUCUCAAUCAAAAGUUCAUUCAGUUUAAAGUACGAGCACUGGCGAGAGACUACGAGAUUACGCGAAAAAUGUCCGAAGCGAACGUUAUCGUGGAAGUGCAGGACACGAACGACAACAAUCCCGUGUUCGGCCAAAAGGAUUACAAAAUUUCGGUGCUGGAAUCGGAGAAACCUUCCAAGAUCGUGUUAAACGUCAAAGCCACGGACAUGGAUAGUUCGAACACGGAGCAGGAAGUUAGAAGAGGAUACGGCGAAGUGAGAUACUCCUUGAUCGGAGAAAAUGCUAACAUGUUCGAGGUGGAGCCAAUAACCGGCAACAUCCAGAUCGCCACCAACACGACCCUCGACAGAGAGAAGCAAUCGGUUCUUCGUUUCUACGUGGUCGCCUCCGACAUGCCCCAAGGCGGUGCGGAGCAAAGAAGCACCAGAGCUUUGGUGACAGUCGACGUUCUAGACGUGAACGACAACGCGCCUACGUUCGAGCAGGAGGCUUACACAGCCGUGAUCCCCGAGAAUGCCCCGUCGGGCGUCAGUGUUGUCAAUAUCACCGCCACCGAUCCGGACGAAGAUAAAGGCGGGGCAAUCACCUACGAGAUCAUCGACGAGGGUGAAGCGAGCGGAUUGUUCGAAAUAAAUCGUACGACGGGGGAGAUUUACUCGGCUCGAGCGUUGACAGGGAAGGGUAGAACGGAGCCGUACGUGAUGCGAAUCAGAGGCGAGGACGGAGGAGAGCCGGAACUAUACUCGGACGUGAUUCUGACUCUUUACAUCGGAGACGUGGUCAGCAACGACGGCGUGCCGUUGUUCAUCAGGCCAACGCUCGAGGAGGUAGCUUACAUAUCGGAGAAUUCGACCGUGGGCAGCCCUGUGUUUCAAGUGGUCGCCUCGGACCCGGACGACCCCAACUUGCCGAAUGGGAAGAUCACGUUUAAAUUUUUGGAGGACGGAAAUUUCGGUAAAGACGCGAGCGCGUUCAGGAUAAACAGCGAGACUGGUUUGAUCACGACGAGGAAAUUGUUGGACAGAGAGACGAAGGACAGUUACACGUUGAUAUUGGUCGCUCAGGAUCUAGGAAGUCCACCCCAGCAGGCGACCAGGGUGUUGCAAGUGAUCGUGAACGAUAUCGACGACCACAAGCCUCAUUUCAAACGAAAUCUGGACAGUCCGCCCGUCGAGCUCACCGUGCUCGAGGAGACGCCGAUUGGGUCGAAGGUCGGUGUGAUCGAGGCCAUCGACGAGGACAUCGGGGAAAACGGAAUGAUCGAUUACGCGAUCGUUUACGGGAACGAGGCGAGCCUGUUCGUCGUGGAGAGGCUGGAGAACAAUUCGGCGGUGAUAAGAUCGAACGGUCGCCUCGAUCGGGAGACGGCCGAUCACCAUUUGCUCACCAUCAAGUGUUUCCCUUACUCGACGAAGAAGGGCGACAUCGUCCCGAAGCCUUACAACCGACAAGAUCCCUCUGAGAGGCAGGUGCUCGUCAAAGUUCUGGACAUCGACGACAACAGGCCGAAAUUUAAAAAGGAGAACGUCACGUUGGGCGUUCGUCUCAACGUACCUAUAGACACGAGUCUGAUCACCCUGGAAGCUUUGGACGUCGACUCCGAUGCUCUUCCAAUUAGUUACAGCAUGGGUAAAGCUUCUUUCACCUCUCUCGUCGAUCCCUCCAUGUCGAAACGAAAGAUCCCUUCCCACCUGUCCUUGAACUCUCAAACCGGCGAGCUGAGGACAACGGGAUCCAUGUCGAGUUAUGCGGACGGUUACAUGGAGAUCAUCGUGUCCGCCAACAAUUCGGUGACACCAGCCAGAGAGACGAACAUCACUCUGAGGAUAUUUUUGUUGCGCGACAGGGACAUGUUGAAGUUCGUGUUCUCGAAGCCACCAGUCGAGGUCAGGAAGACGUUGGAGGAGUUCGAGAAAUCGGUGCAACAGGCUCUUUCUUUGCCGAUCAGUGUCAACGUGUACGACACCCAGUUCUACUCGAAGGAGGACAACUCGUUGGACUUCUCCUCGACCAGCUCCUGUUUCCAAAUGGUUGGCAACGAGGCGUACGAUUUGGACGAGAUGAAGGCCCUUCUCACUGAUCCUAAGAACGAGGAGUUGAAGAGAGUUUAUAGAACGUAUCACGUGGAAAAGGUGCAACACUGUGCCCCUCUGGUGGCCAGGGCCGACGCCUCGAUGACGCAGAUGUGGGUGCUGGCCAUCGCUGUCCUCGUCGGCGUUGCCGCGAUUAUCUCCAGUUGUACACUCUGUUGCAUGCACGCCAAGUACAAACGACAGGUGAAGCACGCCCGUUUGCGUGAUCAGCCUCGGCCACCACUGAGCUACGUCUCUUCCGGUCCUGGAAUGGUCAGUGCAGCGUCGCACACCACGCUCGGACCCAGCACCAUGGUUUCUCUUGGGCCGCACGAAGGUCCUUACGAGUGGGGUGCGGACACCACGCUCUAUCAUCCGAGCACACUCGGUUCCAGGACGUAAAUUGAACUCUGAUAUUAUUAGAGGAGAAAAAAUGUAGAUCACUGACUGAACCGAAGAAGGUUUCUAUCGUAUAAGAAAGAGGGGGAAAGGCUUCGUGAAAGGUUUCUUCAGAGAUUUUAACCUGCGAUAUUACUUAAAGAGAGAAAGAGAGAGAAUAUGCCAUAUUCGUUGUAAAAAUAUUAUCGAAAGAAAAGUAGGUGAUGUGUGAUAUCGAGACGAAAAUUAAGAUGGAUGCUGUGGUAGGGAAUUUUCUCAAUC
Molecule: messenger RNA, 6199 nt
Organism: Apis florea (little honeybee)
Lineage: Eukaryota; Metazoa; Arthropoda; Insecta; Hymenoptera; Apidae
Gene: Cad74A
Product: cadherin 74A
Biological process (GO): homophilic cell-cell adhesion
Cellular component (GO): plasma membrane; cell-cell junction
Molecular function (GO): calcium ion binding
Source: RefSeq, a predicted model, not a curated record